Messenger RNA from Misgurnus anguillicaudatus (oriental weatherfish), 1005 nucleotides. Lineage: Eukaryota; Metazoa; Chordata; Actinopteri; Cypriniformes; Cobitidae. The record is from RefSeq and is a predicted model, not a curated record.
GCGGAGCAGAGACAUGCGGGUGAUGGAUCACAGAGAGAGUAUUCAGAUGUCUGUACAGCUGCACAGAAUUUAAUAGGUCUUCUGACCCAAAGCCUUGGUCAGAUUCAGUCAGCUCAGGGUCAGCAGCAGCAGCCACAACAACGACAGCAGCCUCCUGCUAUUUCUCAGCCUCGAAUAGAGCAGGAUAUGGCCAGGUUGCCGCAUCCACAUCUAAUUAUCUUAACAAUUGUCUUUUGAAUGUCUACUAUUAUAAUUAACAUUGUUUUAUUAUUUGUAGAUCUUUUCCUGGGAUGUUUAAAAAAAUCAAAGAAGAAAACUCCAAAUCCACAAAUACAUGUGAAAGCCACACCUUGGAAACCAUUUGCUGUUUCCAUAUAUUUAAUGAGCAGCAACACUGACACCUCACCCACACCUUCUGAAGAGCUUGAACUACUCCAGGCUGGACUAGGAAAACGGGUGAUUACAAUUUCAUCCAAUGUGAACCAUUCGGAUUUAUGCAAGCUCCUUGAAGCUGAAUUUCCAAAGAUGAAGUCCCUUACUGGAGGGUGGUUACUUUAUAAGGCACCAGGUGGGAAUGGAAGAAGAAAGCUUACUGUUGUUCCUCCAGACUCAGAGGGUUAUACAGGCAGCCUUCUCAAAAUGGCUACCACUGCUGGAAAAACAGCACUGUAUAUGGUCCCUCUUCAAGAUGAGUUAUGUCUUGAUCCACUGCCAUUCUCAGCAGAAGAGUUUGCGAAGAUGCCAAAGGUUGAGUGUCGUACUUGUAAAACCACAAUGCCACUACCAGUUUUGUACUUGCAUGUUAAAUCUUGUGGUGGCUGCACACAGUCCGCUAAUGAUGAGACUACUGAAGAUGAUGAUGAGGAUGUAAAAGUAGUUGGUGAGAUUACCAGAGCAGUUACCCCUACAGCCCCAGCUUCUAUACACACACCCACUACAUCAAUACAAACUUGUUCUCCUACACCCACCACAAGUUUUGAGGUGAGCUAAAUGAAAAUGCUGUGU